Molecule: messenger RNA, 699 nt
Organism: Rubroshorea leprosula
Lineage: Eukaryota; Viridiplantae; Streptophyta; Magnoliopsida; Malvales; Dipterocarpaceae
Source: the annotation of a GenBank genome assembly
UUUACUUACCACUGCUUGAUCCACUAAAUUGCAAGAAGAAAAAUGUGUUAAAGUGCUUCAAAGGGAAAAAUGGAGGAAAGGGAGCAAGAACAACUCGCGGGACAAGAGGAAAAUGAAAAUGAAAGGAGAAAGACCAAAAUGAAGGUAGAAGGGCGGGUCAGCAGGGCAAUAGGCAAACUUACCGAUGAAACCCACGUUGCUCAGUCUAAAGCUGAUCAUCUCUGCAUUGUAUCAAGAUUCUCGUUGAUGGGGCCCAUCACUGACGAGCAUCAACUUGGCAAUGGACCUAUUACUGACCUACAUCUUAUCGGCAAGGAAAAUAAAAGCUGCAACACUUGUGGCCAACAGCCGGAUUCGCGGGGAGUUAUUGAAUGGCAAAUUACCGACAAGGAUUAUGUCGGCAAGUUUCAUCAGAAAGCUGCACUCCUUGAUGCAGGCAACCAGCUGGUUGGCGGGGGUGCAUUGGAAGUGGAAAUUACCGAGAAGAUGGACGUUGGAAAUUGAUCCUCAAUUCCCGACGAGACUAUCGUUCCAAAUUUAAAUUUACAAGCGUGCUUCUCGUUGGUGAUAUACCUUUCUGUCCUUCCCCCACCAGCCAGAGUGGUGGCUGCAAUUACUGACGAGUAACACGUUUGUAUAUGCUUAAAUUACCGACAAGUGUUACGUCUGUAUACUAAAUAAUAUAUCUUACUCGCAUUU